AUGAGCCGUGUUUGUGAGAAACAGCGGAGCUCAUCGUUCAGCGAUCAGCCGGCGGCAGCGGCGGCGGCGACGGCGGCUGGGUUUGUGAUGCCGACGCCAACGUUCAACAUCACCGCCGGUCUGCGAUCGUUUCACAAGGCAUCGGCGUUUCUGCCGGGAUUCGUUGUUGACAACUGUAAUGCUCAACUCGAUGAUGUUGGUUUCGAGUUUGUUCAGCAGUGCAUCAAUAUACUCGAGGAAAAAGGAAUCCAUGAACAAGGCGUCUAUCGCAACUGUGGUGUUACCUCGAAAGUGCAGAAGAUGAUGCAAUUGGGUCUCGACAGGAGGAAAGCGAUUGAAAAGGGAGGAUUGAAUCUUGGCGACGAUGAAUGGGAGACCAAAACAAUAAGCAGUGCAGUGAAAACAUUCCUAAGAAAUCUUCCCGAACCGCUCAUGACAUUCGGAUUGCACAAUGUGUUCAUCAAUGCUGCGAAAAUGGACGACGCCACAAUGCGCAUCGACCACAUUCAUUUUUAUGUGCAUCAACUGCCGCCGCAGCAUUUCAAAAUGCUCGAAAUCGUUAUUCGUCAUCUGCGCAGGGUUGCCGACUUGUCGAGCGAAAAUUUGAUGACGGUCAGCAAUUUGGGAGUAUGCUUCGGUCCCACCCUUCUGAGACCGAAAGAGGAGACCGUCGCUGCAAUUAUGGAUAUCAAAUUUUGCAAUGUUGUUGUUGAGGUGCUCAUUUCAAAUUAUGACAAGAUUUUCAAUAGUGAACCACGAUCAAACGUUGGAGCUGCAGUGCCUCCAAAACCUGACCAUCAUACAGCGGCAUCCACAACUUCGUCGUUGGAUUCCACGGGAUCUGAUAACUCGAGGAACAGCGCCAAUCGUCAUACCGGUACUGUUGCAUCGCCUCUUACGAGUAGAUCGAGAUCACCAAAGUCUGGAGGAGGAACUGCAUCGAAAAUCGUGCGGAGUGCGCAAGUCGCAUCAAGCUUGUCUUCGAAAUCUUCGGCUCAUCAGCGCCACACAAUUCAUCCCACCGAAAUUUCACGACAUGGCGCGGGAUUUGAUGUUACCGCAAUAUCCGAGCAUAAUUUGAGCAUCAUAAAAGACAAGAGCCCCACAAAUUCGCCGUCUGCAGCUCAUUCGACAUCAGGCAAGUCGUCGACUAUACGAUUAGUAUUGUCAGCAUUUUCAGUCAAUGAUUACGAUGAAGUGGUUCAUGGACAUCAAAGCUCGGAUUCCCUCAAUUCCUUAGGAUCGAGCGUCUCCGUCGGGGAUGAAUCAACAGCUACUGUAGUUCUUGAUACCGACUCGUAUGGUAAACAAGCUGUGCGAACCAAAUAUAGUGUGUCUUAUGCACCAAACUACAAUCGAAUUCCCCCAGAAUCCCGACGUGUGAAAACACUUUACUCGUGCACACCGGACCACGAAUCAGAGCUUUCCUUUGAACCCGGCCAAAUUAUUACGAAUGUUUACGAGUCGAAAGAGGAUGGAUGGCUUGUGGGAACUCUCAACGGCAAAACCGGCCUCAUCCCGUCGAAUUAUGUCGAGACUCUUCCCUGA
This is a messenger RNA of Caenorhabditis bovis, 1548 nucleotides long. The record is from the annotation of a GenBank genome assembly. NCBI's taxonomy places the organism in Eukaryota, Metazoa, Nematoda, Chromadorea, Rhabditida, Rhabditidae.